UGGUGCAGACGUCUGUGCCCCAGAACGAAGCGGAGUUGCAGUUAUACAGGGUGAUGCAGCGAGCGUCCCUUUUGGGCUACUACGACACGCUCUUAGAAAUGGGUGGCGACGACUUGCAGCAGUUGUGUGACGCUGGGGAAGAGGAAUUCCUGGAGAUUAUGGCCCUAGUCGGUAUGGCGAGCAAACCCCUUCACGUCAGAAGACUACAGAAAGCUCUCCAAGAGUGGCUGACGAAUCCUUCUCUUUUCCAAACGCCAGUAGUACCGACAAGCGCCGCAUGUAAGAAUCCUCCCGGAAUUGGAUUCCCAUGCGCGAGUCCUAGGCCGCAAGUACAAAGUCUUCAAGGUUUCGCAACGACAUCGCAAGCGUCGACGCCGUACGCCUCCUCGUCACACGUGUCUGUCAUGCCGUUGCCUUGCAGGAGUACCAGUCCAAUUGUGUCUGUUACGAGCGUAACGGCGCCGGUAGCCUCGACCACCUUCCGCCAGAGCCCUAGCCCAAACGCGCCCCUACCCUAUGCAACUUCCCAUAGCCCCGGUGUACUACAGGUAGGAACUUGCGAAUCGUCGUGUGGCAGCGGAACAACCCCUAGUCCAGGGGGUGGUGGAGGCGCACCUGCGAGCCCGACGCAGCCAACCCCAACCCUCCUCCAGUCGCAAAUGCAGAGACUAGCAGAGACGGCCGAAAGACUGGCGGCUACCUUACGACCGGUGGAUCCAAAGCCUCAUAACAUUAAGAAAAAGAUUUCCAAGAAUUUAGAGAUGAUAAUGGCAAUGCCUGACAACGAUCCACGCCGAAUGGAAGAGAUCCGAAAGUACGCGGCGAUUUACGGAAGAUUCGACUGCAAGAGGAAACCCGAGAAAUCACUGACAUUGCACGAAGUGUCGGUAAAUGAAGCCGCUGCGCAGAUAUGUAGGUUCGUACCUGCCCUUCUUACUAGAAGGGACGAACUUUUUCCUUUGGCCCGGCGGGUUGUCAGAGAUUCUGGGUAUCAUUAUUCAAAAAGUCAUUACCUGUCUGUGUCGAGGCGACGCGAGAAUGGCGAAGAGAGCGAAAGCGAGCGCGCGAAGAGGCAAAAGCUCGAGCUCGAGGGUGAGAAUGAAGAUGGGACGCAGGAGGAAUUGGACCUUCGCUGCUCCGAAAUGGAUAUUAACAAUUCUUUGAUCAGGAGACACAGGUCGUCAAGUCCAGUUUGGAGGAAGAAGAAUAACAAUGGUAUGUUCAGUGGAAGUAUUGAAGGAAUAAGUGAUUCGGAUAGUCAACUUUCCUUUUCUAACGAGGAAUCUUCGUCGAUACACGAUACCAAUGAAAUUGAAGGAGAUAACACCGAUAAAGAAAGUGAUUUCAAUCUUAAGGUAAUAGCGUCGCGUGGAGACAAUAUAAUUGCAGUGGCAAAUCCUGCCCUGAUGGAAUGUAGCCAUCCUAUAAAAGAAGAACCAACGGACGAGAAACCUACACUGUGA
Dufourea novaeangliae is the source of this 1463-nucleotide messenger RNA. RefSeq names its product NGFI-A-binding protein homolog (gene nab). The record is from RefSeq and is a predicted model, not a curated record. NCBI's taxonomy places the organism in Eukaryota, Metazoa, Arthropoda, Insecta, Hymenoptera, Halictidae. The transcript is spliced from 10 exons. The annotation marks the transcript as partial. Gene Ontology annotation, biological process: negative regulation of DNA-templated transcription. Gene Ontology annotation, cellular component: nucleus. Gene Ontology annotation, molecular function: transcription coregulator activity; transcription factor binding.